Messenger RNA from Aspergillus nidulans FGSC A4, 1035 nucleotides. RefSeq lists its product as uncharacterized. Lineage: Eukaryota; Fungi; Ascomycota; Eurotiomycetes; Eurotiales; Aspergillaceae. The record is from RefSeq and is a predicted model, not a curated record. The coding region runs from base 1 to 1035 and encodes 344 amino acids. The transcript is spliced from 5 exons.
AUGGCACCACUCGGCUACAGACCAGAGACACUUCGAAGGAGGCCUAGACCGUUCGCCACCAAAGACAACGACUACUACUGCGGCGGCGGCAGCAGCAGCUCCAUUUAUUACCCCUACCAUCCAUUAUCCUCUGACUAUGGAAAUCCCCAAAGACUACGGGCAGAGUACCAUUGCCCUGCUUGUAGAAGUACGACAACUUUCCGGAUGCUGCUACGACAGAAGACGAUGUAUCUCUACAGACAAGUCCUCCGCGCCGCUAGCUUUGAGGCGGCACUCGCCUCGGCACAAGCCCUGCUGCUAGCCCAGUGCAUGCUCAUCGCUAUAGAGGGUCCCGAUGCUCCCUUCUCAGAAGCGACUAGUGUAAUGCUCCUCAGUCUCGGCCAGAGGCUAUACCAGCAAGCUCCAACGCAACUACGAAGUAGGCUCAGUCCGCGACGCGCAUGGUUGUUUGCCGAGAGCGUGCGGCGCACGAUCAUCGUUGCGUUCGUUCUCCGGGGCGCAUACUCGCUCAAAAAGCGGAAUUACUCUGCCCGCACUCCGUUCAUUGAUUCCCUACCGUUCGACAUGCGUACCGCGCUCUGGGAUGCCAGUGCCGAAUCGUGGACCGAUGCAGAGGGUGACUCAGCUGACUCGAUUGUCUCCCUUCACCAGUACUCCGGGAUGCUGGAGAGUGGGCUCAUACAUGGGAUCUCGCCAUUUGGCGGGUUGAUUCUUGCUGCUUGCAGGGGAAAGGCCAUUGAGGAGGUUGCAUAUCCGUCGUUGCCUCUCGCUAGAUCAGCUCCUAACAGUGCUGUCUCUGUGGGUCGUUCAUUAUUUGCUGCGCUCCUUCCUUCGAUCUUGACCGACCAGGCCUAUGUUAUUCGAACACUGGCACCCAUCGGUGUCUCGUUGACGUAUCAGGAAUCUCUGCGGCUCGUUUAUGUGUUUGCCCGGCUGGGAGCUUAUGACAUGAGCCAGGGAUGGUUCAUUCUCAUAUGGCAGAUGAGGACGGCUCAGCCGUGCGCUCCUAAGGGGAUUAAUAGUCGCCCGCUCUAG